Molecule: messenger RNA, 5521 nt
Organism: Porites lobata
Lineage: Eukaryota; Metazoa; Cnidaria; Anthozoa; Scleractinia; Poritidae
Source: the annotation of a GenBank genome assembly
CUAAUUAUUCUUUAUUGUGCCAGAAAAAAUGCGUUAAUAAUUGAUCAUUGGGAAGUGGAUGGUGACCUGGUGUCUCUUGAGGAGGAGCUCGGAAAGGGUGCUUUUGGUAAAGUGUAUAAAGGAACCAUAAAGCAAGCAACUACAGUUUCACGUAGGCUUUCAGUGAUGCCCCCAGUAAGUCCUCUUUGGAAAUCUGCAACCAAGCAAGCCAUGCCAUUUACUGUGGCAGUGAAAAUGCUUCACGGUAAAUUUUGGGUCAUCAUUCCGUAUUAUUUCUAUAGCCUGCACCACAGACGAAACUAAACUAUGGUUAAGUCCGGCUGCGAAACAAAGCCAAAAUCUUUUAUCUCGACCCUCACCUGUGUUCCAGGAUUUGAGUCUGUUGGGGGCACAGAACAAGGAUCUCGGCGUUCCUUUGCAGACGUUCCUAACCGAGGUUAAAUUACGUCUGCAAUGCAGGCUAAUCUUUUCCUGUAAUCUCUAGUUUCUAAUUUUUCUUUUUGACAUCAGUGCGUUAACGUUAAUAUUUGAGUACCACAGUUUUCAUUGAAACCAACCCCUAUAUUUUUAUGUGGCUAAGCAGGCUGCGAACAGAUUUAAGAUUCGACUCAGGGUAGGUUAGUAGAGAAUUUUUGUAACUGUUUCCGAUUGUUAUUAUCUACAGGUAUGGCAGAUAGUGAUCAAAGAAGGGAGUUUCUGGAAGAAAUUCAAUUGAUGAAAGCCGUGGGUUCGCACAAGAAUAUUGUUAAUAUGGUCGGUUGUUGCACUGUGGAGGAACCCAUGUUCUUGUUGGUUGAAUAUGUCCCUUAUGGUGAUCUACUGCAUUACCUCAGAAAGCGCCGAGGAAAGGUACACACAAUAAAGGAAUCUCGUCAAAGCAACUUCCUUUGGGAAUGAAUAAUCAACGCCAAACUGUUUAAAAUGGACCUUUAAAAGAACUCCCUGCACUUUUUUUAAAAGGUUUAUCUUUAUUGUCUUGCCAAAGACAUUAAUAUUUACCACAGACUCCGACUGUCGUAAGCUUCCUUAAUCUGGUUCUUCUUUGACCGUAGUAUUUGCUACAAUCAGUAUAGGGGAAUUUAGAGGCCUCUCCCUUCUUGAUAACUCGUUUGGCCGAACACCUUAAAACAGAGUUUCUUGUGUGCUUUACCACGCUUAUCACUCCUUCACAUGUCAACCAUUUCAUCCCCUUAAUAUUUAAAACCAUAUUGCAGAUACAUUCAAAAACUAUAUACUAGAUUUUUUACAAAGAAACUGGUCAAUGGAUUAGUCAUUCUGUAUGUAUCGCUAAAUGAAUACCAACAAAAUAUGAUUGUAUCUUCCCCUUUACAUGAGAACUGGGAUGAACUUUUUGCUUCUUUUUCAGGUAAAAGAGUACCUCGGAGACGAGUCAAGAGGUCCAUACCGCUCAACAUAUUGUGAGACAUAUGUACUUGAUGCAAAGCGGGAAGGAAUAUCAAUGCAGGUACAGAGUCGUACGAAAUAUUUGUUUCAUGAGUGAGUAAUUAAAAAUAAUUUCAAAGCGCACCACCAGUGCGGUCAUUUUUUUCCUGGUCAAUUUGGCGUUGAUUAUAUUUUAUGCUAGACUUUAUGUAUGUUUGUUCUCCGGUUGGCUUUCUCUUCCUUUUAGUGUUUCAGCUUAAGCGGUUAACCACCAUCUGGGUUAGUUCGGUUGCCAGGAUAAAGCGCCGGUCUGCCACUUGCCCAAGCCUCGGAGGGCCCGCAACAUUUGGGGUCUUAAAAUAAUUAAAGGAGAAAGUGCUGCCUUUUUAAUGAGAACUUCAAAUGGUUAGACUUUCUAGUACGUCUUAGACAAGAAUGAUAAGACGCACAACACUUGCACAUAUAAUACUUUCUUUAGGACAUGCGCUGUUCUUAAAACUAGCUAUAGUGGGUCACGACCAUGGGAAAUCCUUCUCAAAUUCACACUCACAUUAGUGGCGGACAUUCCUGAUAACUCAUGAGUACUUCAAAACUUAUGAACUGUAUUAUAAGCAGCCUUUCUCCAACCAAAGUUGUAAAUUAUACCUGAAAAGUCUUGAGGGGAGUGAAUAAUGACAUAUUCACAAUUUAUUGUGGUUUAUAGGUAAUUUUUUUCUAUUUAAUUUUUAGGCAACUAGGAGCGAUCGCAUUUACGUUAAUACCCCCGAAGCUCCAAAGAGUGAAGGGGGAAACGUGCAGAUUCUUUCAUUUUCUCAGUCUUCAAAAACGGGUGAGGAAUUCGGAGCUGAAAACAAAGGGAUGGCGAAAGAUGAAGUUCACUCAGACGAAGACGACGGCGAAAAAGAUGGCCUGACACCAGGAGAUUUACUGGCAUUUGCCUGGCAAAUAAGCGAAGGAAUGGUAAGCAUACUACAUGAUUGGAUGUGAACACAUAUAUAAGGCAAAUUUCAAAAUUUUUGAACCUUCUCGGUUGAGUUUGUUUUGAUUCUGACAAAGACUGGUGCGGAAGUUGCUUAAUUCUGUUAGAGAAAACAUAUAUAUAUGGAGUAAGUACAGGCGACUCCCGAUAACUCGAACCUUCAAGUUAAGGGAAAUCGAAAAAAGUUCGAGUUAUCGGGAGUUUGAGGCAAAAAACCGGCAGUAAGGAAAUAAGCAAAUGAAUGGGGAGGGAGUGCAAUUAAGCAAUAAAGCCUUGCACAGGGAUGGACACUGAAUUUGAACUGGAGUGGCAAAAAGUAAAAGAAAGAUUUGACACGGUUGCUUUGAAAUAAAUUCAGUGUCUUGGACCCCAGUACAUGGUUUUUUUCUCGCCUUGUCACGCGCUUAUAACAUGGUUCGGGUUAUCGAGAGUAGAAUUGAAUAGAAAUGAUCUGAAAGGAAACAAAAAUUACUUCGAGUUAGCAGGAGGUUCGAGUUAACGAGGGGUCGAGUUACGGAGGAUAAAAUUAUAGUUAUGUAAGAAGGAAAUCCAGGGGAAAUCGACUUUGGUUCGAGUUAGCGCGAGGUCCGAGUUAGCGAGGGUUCGAGUUAUUGGGAGUCAAUUGUAUUCGAUUACAUGAUACACCAAGAAAAUAUCAUAGGGAAACAGAUCACACCGGACGAGUUCAUCCUGGUUGCUCUGUCUUGGCGACGAAAAGUUCAUCCCGGUACGAAAUCUCUCGCAAGUAUCAUGUAAACGAAGAUUGACCACUCUUUUUAAAACAAAAUCUGUCUCCCAGUUGAAUGGAACGGUGGUGGCAUGCGUAGUUUUCGUCGAUCUAAGACGGCGUCAACAUGUUGGGCAAUUUAAAGAAAAAGAACAUGGAUGCGAGUAACCUCAAGUAAAAAAAUAGGGCUCUCAAACAUAAGUAGGAUUCAAAAGAGAGAUAUAAUCCCGGCAAUUUUCGUAAAUUUAAAGUGCAAAGUAUAAUGGGGUGUUAACACUGAAACAUAAUUAUAUAACAAAUUUCAACAGGAAUAUUUGGCGAGAAAAGGCUUUGUACAUCGCGACUUAGCAGCCCGCAACGUUCUUGUUGGAGAGAAUAAAGUUGCGAAAGUAGCAGAUUUUGGUUUGACUCGACACGUGUAUGAAGAAAAGGUUUAUCAUUCUAAAAGAAGCAGGAAACUUCCCCUGAAAUGGAUGUCUAUUGAAGCCAUAUUUGAUCAAACAUUCACCUCACAGAGCGAUGUGUAAGUAGAUUUUCUAUAUUCAAAGGUCAAAUUAAGGAUAAAUUUAUAAACUAUAUAAAUACUGAUGUAAGUAAGAUCGAUGGCUUAAUUUGUAAAUGGCUGACCACUGACUGUUCCCCUCCAACCUGCGAUCAGGCGGUCCUAAUCUUCCCCUUUGUUUGGAUACCGGAGUCCGGUUAAGUUUUGCUUCUGAAAUCUGGAAUCGGGAAGUUUUUCGCUUGUGCAAUCCGGAAUCAAGGGCUCUAGAGUACGGAAACUACAGAUUAAGGAAUCCAGGAAAAUUCCGCUAACAAUUGGAAUCCGAAAUCCAAGUUCCAUGAGAAUCCAGUACCAGUACCUAGAAUCCGCAAUCUACGGUGUUGUAUCCAGAAUCUAUGCAAAACUAUCUAAACUAUCUUGGAUUACUUUACAUGUGGUGACUAACCAAAAAGUGCCAUUCAUUCCACUGAUAUUAAACGAGUACGAUAUAACAUGAAAUUCUUUCAUUAAUUGCUUUAUGAGAUACGUAAGGUUGUAAAAAUUAAGAUUCACCAUUCGUCUCAUUGUUCUUUCACUUAUCAGCAAAGAGGCGCGUCCUGUCGUAUGUAACGCUUCACUGAGUAUUUGGACCUAUUGUUUUUGUUGUUUAUUGUUAGAUGGGCCUUUGGCGUUCUCUUAUGGGAGUUGGUCACACUUGGUGAGUUUUCACGCAUAUUUAUUACUCGUUAGUUGUGUUUCCUAAGCACUAACUGAGGUACCAUCGGUUAAGAACUGUUUUAUAGAGAUACUGCCGUCCAACCCUGCAGCACCAGUUUCGAUCUGUCCCAUCUUAUCGCUACGUCUUUUAAUUUUUUUCUGGGCAACGUUGAAACUAGUUAUUAAAAGGGUUUCAAAAAUUCUCAGAUUAUUGAAGUUUCUUUCAUGAUUUGCACAAUUUACAGCCUGCAUGAACUAGUUUCCACUGCAACAGACUGGAUUGUAUCUGAAAAUUCUAGAUUAAUUUUUUUCGAAAUAAAUUUCUUGAAUUUCGAUCAGGAGGCUUUUAUUAUUAGUUUUUCCCCAAUUUUAUUCUUUCAUUGUAUGUUUUAAAGUUACUUCAGAACAAAGAUUAAUUCUAAUUCGCUCGUAUUUAGGUGGCACGCCAUAUCCGACAAUAAGCAAUAGGGAAAUGCUUCGCCUUUUGAAAACUGGCUAUCGCAUGGAGAAACCAGAUAUCUGCGAUGAUGAAAUGUAAGUUAUAACUCUGUACUUAGAUUAUUCUAUGGGUUAUGUUCCAAUUAUUACUCAGGGCUUUUUAAUAAGUAAAAAACACGCGACUUUUAAAAGCCGUUAACAAUUGUUGCAUUCAACAAUGUUGGAUAAUGUUGCUUAUUAUGCUGGAUCAUUCCGUUUGAAUGGAUUUCAAGGCUGGGCUGAACGCUCAGUUAAUUACAUUCUUUGAUUUCGUUAUAGCUACGAGAUAAUGACGCAUUGUUGGAUUGAAUCACCUGACGACAGACCAAACUUUACGCAGAUAAGAGAGAGACUGGAAGUGAUGAUGCAGAAGGAUAACCCUUACCUGGAUUUUAGCGUAUUAGAUGAAAGAAGGGAAUAUUACAAUGUACCGUCAUUUAACAGUCUCGUUGAUGAAACCACAGACGACGAGCUUCUUGACAAAGAAGACGACGAACUCUCAAGAGAAACAAGCGAUGACUUCAAUGAAGGGGAAAACAUUGACCCAGGCGACUCUGCAAAAAGGAAGGAACUUGCCACCAUGGCCAAGGCAUUCAAGAACCUUGACAAAAGGGGUGAUAAUUUUGAUCCUGGGUUUGAACUCAAUGGCAGUAAGUUGGCAGGGAAGGGAUUCAGUGAAUUGAAGGAUAUUAAAGUGGAUUUCGACACCAUCGAGAUGUCAAUAUAUCACCCGCGGAAUAAGGAAAUUGCCCUCUAG